This is a messenger RNA of Rhododendron vialii, 2708 nucleotides long. RefSeq lists its product as uncharacterized. The coding region runs from base 710 to 1165 and encodes 151 amino acids. The transcript has 2 exons. The record is from RefSeq and is a predicted model, not a curated record. Lineage: Eukaryota; Viridiplantae; Streptophyta; Magnoliopsida; Ericales; Ericaceae.
GGUCGGAUUCCAAUGGCCAACCGUGAAAUUAGGUACAACUGAUGGGCGUGAACCAGAUCAGAGGGUGUUUUGUACAUUCUAUAACGAGCAAGGCCACUACACGAUGACAUGUCAACCGUACAAGCUCUACCUCGAAGAACUUGUCCAGUAGGGGAAGAUGGAACAAUGGAUCGACCAAACUAAGUCACCGGUCGCAGGAGUCUCAGCGCGCGAUCGGGCCAUUGAGGGAGUUGUACGCUGUAUUCAUGGCCCGAUGGAUCAACGCCAGGCCAACGAGCUUCACAAUGAACUCUAUCGGCCUUCACCAUCUGUCGAGGUGAUGGCGAUACAGCCAACUCCGAAGCACAAGAGGGAUGCUCGCAAUACGUGGGAGAUCAGAUUCACUGAGCACGAUAUGGAAUGGGUGACAUUUCCCCAUAGCGACGCUUUGGUCCUCUCGAUACCCAUCCAUCGAAAGAUGGUCAGGAGGGUAUUGGUCGAUUAAGGGAGCUCGACAGAAAUAUUGUACUACACGGCAUUUAAGGCCCUUGGCUUUACCGAGGAUCAUUUGUCUCCAGUGGAUGCCCUUCUGGUUGGCUUCACUAGGAUUCUAGUUUAUCCAGUCGGCAAGAUAGUUCUCCCAGUCGUUGCCGGCUCGGUACGACUGGACGUUGAGUUUAUUGUGGUUAAUUCGCUGAGUCCCUACAAUGCCAUUCUAGGCCGCAACUGGAUGCACGACAUGAAGGCUGUCACGUUCACACUCCACCAAUUUGUCCGGUUCAUUGGCGAGUCCGGUUGGCAAGAGACCAUCAAAGGAGAUCAAAUGGCCUCCAAGAAGUGCUUUGUCAACUUCGUCCGUGGAAAGGGCAAAGUGAAGGAAGUUCAGUGGAUUGAGGUCCCAGAAUUGCCGGACGGAAGUGUGCCCGGAGAAGCAAUGAAGGAGGUUGGCAUAUCUGCAAAUGACAAAGUUGUCAAGGAUUUACUCCAAGUCCCAGCCAACGAAGACAGCUCACAGUUCUUUUUGGUCGGUUCUGAGCUCAGCGCUACCGAACGCGACCAGUUAGUUCAAUUCCUCAAGGAUAACAUUGAGGUGUUUACUUGGACUACAUACGAAAAGCCGGGCGUGAGCCCUGAGGUGAUCAGGCAUUCACUUAAUGUAGACCCGAAUAGACGGCCCGUUGUGUAGAAGCCGCGCCUCGGCGUUGCAUGAUGAGGCGGUGAAUGAUGAAGUUGAACGCCUUAUCGAUGCUAGUGCAAUACGCGAAGUCUAAUACUCGACCUGGCUGGCUAAUUCGGUGGUGGUUUGGAAGAACGGCAAGUGGCGAGUGUGCAUACUACACCAAUCUGAAUUAUUCAUGCCCCAGGGACUGCUUUCCUUGUCCUUGGAUCAAUCAGUUGGUAGAUGCCACCGCCGGACAUGCAAGGCUAAGCUUCAUGGAUGCUUACUAAGGCUACCACCAGAUAGCCAUGGAUGAGAGGGAUCAAGAGAAGACGGCCUUUAUCACCUCCAAGGGAACUUAUUGCUAUCGGGUGAUGCCCUUUGGGUUGAAGAAUGUCGGGGCCACAUUCUAGCGUUUGGUGGCCCAACUGUUCAAGAGGCAGAUCGGCUGGAUAAUGGAAGAUACAUAGAUGAUACGGUUGCCAAGAGCCAGGACGCGGCUGACCAUCUGCUUCAUCUCGGCGAAAUAUUUGAGAUCUUGAAAAAGUUUAGCCUAAAACUCAAUGUGGAGAAGUGCGCCUUUGGUGUUGGGUCCGGCAAAUUCCUCGACCAUUUAGUCACGCGCCAAGGGAUUGAAGCCGAUCUGUGCCAGAUCAAAGCCAUUCAAGACCUCCGGGCUCCAUCCACGGUGAGGGAGGUUCAACGGCUCACCAGCAUGGCUGCCGCUCUUAAUUGAUUUAUCAACAAGUCUUCGGAUGUGUGCCGACUGUUCUUCCAGUCAAUUAAGGGUAGUCAGAGGAGCUUUCAGUGGACGGCGGAAUGCGAUCAUGCUCUUGCCAAACUGAAAGUUUACUUAUCCCGAGCCCCCUUACUGGUCAUAUCGAAGGAAGGAGAAGAGCUCUAUCUAUACCUCGUCGUAUCUGAGCAUGCCACAAGCUUAGUGUUGGUUUGGCAGGAAGGCACCGAGCAACAGCCGAUCUACUAUAUAAGCAAGGCUCUGGUCCCUGCUAAGGCUCGUUACUUGCCUAUCGAAAAGUUGGCGUUGGCAUUGGUUAUGGCCAAGAGAAAACUCUUGCCGUACUUUCAGAGUUUCACCAUUGUGGUCAUCACCGAGUACCCUUUGAAAGCCAUCCUUUGAAAGGCGGAUUUGUCAAACCGAAUUUGCAAAUGGUCCUUGGAAUUGGCUAAUUUCGACAUUCGGUAUCAGCCUCGUAAGGCAAUCAAAGGUCAAGUACUGGCAGACUUUGUCGCCGAGCUUUCUCCGGGCCUGGUCACGGAUGAAGACGUAAGUGAGCCCACGCCAAGUAAUGAGCCAGUUGUGCCAGCUCCCAGACCCCGGUUGAGCCACCCAACGCACGCUGAGUUUAUCACCAAGCGUCUCAUCCCAGCUCAUCGAGUAAAAAUCUUCACUGGACAUGCCUAGCGACUACACGUCGACGGUGCAUCCAACAGCUGUGGGGCUGGUGCUGGGAUAGUGUUGGUUUCGCCGAGCGGGACUAUGCAUGAGCAUGCCUUCAGCAUUGGCUUUCCUACUUCUAACAAUGAAGCUAAGUACGAAGCCCUAAUCAUC